Leptomonas pyrrhocoris is the source of this 1797-nucleotide messenger RNA. RefSeq lists its product as hypothetical. The record is from RefSeq and is a predicted model, not a curated record. Lineage: Eukaryota; Euglenozoa; Kinetoplastea; Trypanosomatida; Trypanosomatidae. Gene Ontology annotation, cellular component: membrane; endomembrane system. The coding region runs from base 1 to 1797 and encodes 598 amino acids. The transcript has a single exon.
AUGGUGGCUACCGAGACACCUACGCGGCGUGGGGAGGAGAACGCAAACCGCGGUGGUGGCGGAUGGUCUUUCGCGUCCAACGCGGUGUUCUACAUCAUGAUUUCACUGCUUAUUUCUAACUUUAUGUUCUCUAAGCCGCCAGUCGAUUCGACAUCGCGCACGACGGAGGACAUGCGAGGUGCAUCUCCUGUAUCGUCCCUCGCAGGACCGUUGCGACCGUUGGCGCGAGACCGGGAACCAUUCAGCAUUGUUGUCGAAACGGAGCCACCGCUGUUUGAACCGAUUGAAUACGGCAACCUUCUUUUCAACCACGAAGCUCUAGCUGCUGCCCAGCUCAACACGACUGUUCCGGUGGACCUCAGCGCUUGCUUUGCCGUUAACUGCUCGGUAACGCUGAAGGUUACAUGGAUACUUCGCCACGUAGCCUUUUCUGCCACAUCACCGCUCAUCCGCUUUUUUCACGACAAGACAGUGCACAAAAAGUAUCUCUUUGGAGACAAGAGCCACAAUGAGCCGAGUAGGAGUGGCGAAGGGGAAAGCGACGCCGUCGUCAAGGGCUACUUCCAACCAGACGUUACCUUGAGCCCUGUUGUGUUCUUCGAUAGCCCUCUGCCCGACGCAUACCUCGACUUCACGCCGGUCGUGGACUCGAUGAAGGGCAGGUAUGGUCCUGCGCUGUACAUUAACAAUUUCUGGGUUCUGCGUGAGCAUUAUGCGGAGCUGAACGCAAGCAGUGCUGCGCAGUCAUUCAACUUCACCGUGCAGGUGGUGCCGCUUCCGCUGUGGAAGGUGCUGCUGUACACGCAGUUCGAAAAAUCAAUGGCGUCGCAGGUGAGUAUUGGCUUCUCGAGGCACUCAGAGGCCGAGGAGACGAAACGGAUGCUGUGGGAGGUGAGCACGAAGAACCCCUACCUUCUUGCCGUGACUGCCAUCGUCACGCUUCUGCACACCGUCUUUGAGUUCUUGGCCUUCUCGAAUGAUGUGAAGUUUUGGAGGGGCAAGAAAGACUUUCGCGGGCUUUCUGUGCGGAGUAUCGUGAUCAGCUGCUAUUUCCAAACAAUCAUAUUUCUCUACCUCCUCGACAGUAACGAAACAUCGUGGGCCGUACUCGUGCCUUCGGGUUUGGGGGCACUUAUGGAGUACUGGAAGCUGGCCAAGACGAUGAAGGUCACCAAAGUGGAGGCGCAGGGCGACGCUUCUCAGGAGCAGACGUCGAGCACGGCACACCGAAAGCCGAAAGGUUUGACCAUAGCGGGGUACGUUGUCGGCUUCAACGACUCGUACGACUCCAAGACACAGAAGCACGACGAUGUCGCGGUGCGGUACUUGAUUUACGCCAUGAUACCACUCCUGGCCGGCAAUGCUGUGUACUCCGCCCUCUACAAGACGCAUCGCAACUGGUACUCCUUCAUCGUCUCCACUCAAGUCCACUUCAUCUACAGCUUCGGAUUUGCCCAGAUGACGCCCCAGAUUUUUAUCAACUACAAGAUGAAGAGUGUUGGUCAGCUGCCCUGGCGCACGUUCAUCUACAAGUCCCUCAACACCGUUAUUGACGACUUGUUCGCCUUUGUCAUCAAAAUGCCGUGGCUGCAUCGCCUUGCGUGUUUUCAGGACGAUGUCGUCUUUGCCAUCUUGCUCUAUCAGCGCUGGAUCUACCCCGUUGAUAUGACUCGUUUCGACGGCGAAAGCGGGGGGGACAACGAUGGGGGGAGGGGGGAGGAGGGAGAGAAGACGGAGAAGGUCGAGGCUGCGGAGCGUAAAGCGAUAACUGCAGAGAAGACCAAGAAGGAUCAGUAG